Cydia fagiglandana is the source of this 1029-nucleotide messenger RNA. RefSeq lists its product as uncharacterized. The coding region runs from base 1 to 1029 and encodes 342 amino acids. The transcript is spliced from 3 exons. The record is from RefSeq and is a predicted model, not a curated record. Lineage: Eukaryota; Metazoa; Arthropoda; Insecta; Lepidoptera; Tortricidae.
AUGUUACUUGAUAACGAAAUUGAUAGAGACUUCCAAAUGAUGCUUUUACCUUUGAACAUUCUGGAAUACCUCUACUGCCAACCGAAAUUCCGGAUUACACAAACACAUAUCGCUCCAAACGGCAUUCUAGAAAAUCUGCUUUGUACAUUGGGUGUUUUUAUAAUGAUCCUUGCAAAUGUAAGCUAUGUAUCUAUUAACAGUUACAUUCCUGGCAACGAUGAAGUAACCAAUGUGGUAAAUUUUGUUUUUUGUACCGAUGCAGCAUUUUACAUUGUAUAUAGUCUAUUACUAUACGCCAUGAACAUAAUCCAAACAGAAAAAUAUGUGCAACUCAUUAUUAAAAUGCAGAAUGCUUAUAGAAUACUCCAUACUAAAAAUGGUUUGAAAAGAUUUCAAAAGAGCAACUGGAUCUUUGUUGUUGGUGUAUUCCUUUUCUAUUUCUCAUACAAUUUAAGUUAUACAGUCUUUAACAUAUACCGAGUAGAGCAUCUUUUUUAUGACUUAGUUUUAUUCUACUUUGACGUGAAUGUUAUUGUCACUAUACGGAUAGUAAUGUUUUUGGAAUAUGAGCUAAUACUUUGGAAAAAUGAAUUGAAUGAAUUUCUGAAAACUUGUUCGACGACGAACCACAAACAGCUUGUCAAAUACUUAGCGGAUGUCAGUUAUAAAGAAAGAGGACUUUUGAGCGCUUAUUCAGACAUCAUUGGAGCUUUUAAGCUAUGCCCCAGUGUUUUCGGGAUGUCGAUAUUGUUGCUGUUGGUGGAAGGUUUUGGACAUCCUCUACUCUACAUCCAAUUAUUCAUAGAUAUCGGCGAAACCCAUGCAGAGAAUGCCCAGUUUCAGACUGUCUCUUUCAUUAGUCUGCUGGUAACUUUUAUAUGGACAUUGAAGACCGUGUCGCUAUUUUGCUGUCUGAGCGUGGUGUGUCAAAGGUUCUACUUGGCUGUAGUUGAUGUGGAGACUACCUGCGCGGUCGUACGCUGCGAUGAGGGGUGCCUUGGUAAGUCAGACAGCACCGAAGAACCCUAG